This is a messenger RNA of Drosophila busckii, 2201 nucleotides long. RefSeq names its product long-chain-fatty-acid--CoA ligase heimdall. Bases 34 to 2088 code for a protein of 684 amino acids. The transcript is spliced from 2 exons. Gene Ontology annotation, cellular component: endoplasmic reticulum; membrane. Gene Ontology annotation, molecular function: long-chain fatty acid-CoA ligase activity. The record is from RefSeq and is a predicted model, not a curated record. Lineage: Eukaryota; Metazoa; Arthropoda; Insecta; Diptera; Drosophilidae.
GCUUGGGCGUUUAGUCAACGCGACAACUUCAAGAUGAGCAAACGGAUUAGCGAUAAACUGAAGCCGGCAACAAGCUAUACAAGCUGCUCCUUGCACGAAGGCGUGCUGCUGCGCCUCGAUGAGCACAACACAAUGGAGCCCAAGACACUGGCUGAGUUCUUUCAUGAAGCUUGCGAGCGACACGCGGAGCGACCUGCCUUGGUGUGGGAGACGCCGGGCGCGGGAGAGAAUGGCUGGACGACGUUGAACUACAAGCAGUAUGCGGAGCAUGUGGAGCGCACAGCGUUGAUGCUGCUACAGUUGGGGCUGGAGGAGCGCAGUUCGCUGGGAAUUUUGGCCUUCAAUUGCCCGGAGUGGUGUUUUGCUGAGUUGGGUGCGGUGCGAGCGGGCGCCAUUAUAGCUGGCAUUUAUCCCAGCAACUCUGCUGAGGCAGUGCAUCAUGUGCUGGCCAGCAGCGAUGCCACAGUUUGUAUUGUGGACGAUGCCAAGCAAAUGGCCAAGCUGCGGGCCAUUAAGUCGCGCCUGCCACGCCUUAAGGCGGUGGUGCAGCUGCAUGCGCCCUACGAAUCAUUUGUGGAUCAGGAGCCAGGCUACCACAGUUGGCAGCAGUUGCAGUCACAACUAAACGACAAUGAGGAGCAACUGCAGUUGCAGCUGCAGCAACGUGAGCGCAACAUUUGCGCCAAUGAGUGCGUCAUGCUUGUCUUCACCUCCGGCACCACGGGCAUGCCCAAGGGCGUGAUGCUUUCCCAUGAUAACAUGUACUUCGGCACCAAGUCUGUCUCCGCCACCAUGGGCAACAUUGUUCCAGGCGCCGAGCGCCUGGUUACCUAUCUGCCUUUGAGUCAUGUGGCUGCCCAAGUAUUUGAUAUCUUCCUCUGCAUUGAGAAUGGCAGCUGCUGCUACUUUGCGGACAAGGAUGCGUUGAAGGGUACGCUGGUGCGCAGUUUUCAAAAGGCGCGACCCACGCGCAUGUUUGGGGUACCGCGCGUCUUUGAAAAAUUCCAGGAGCGCCUAGCAGCCGCCGAGGCCAAGUCAAAGCCACUCUCCCGACUGCUGCUACGAAAGGCGCGCGAGACGGUCGCUCAGCAUAAUUUGUCAACAUAUGCAGGCGAGCAAAGCUCCUACUAUACCAGCGCCAAAUACUGGUUGGCCUCGCGUUUAAUUCGUCCCAUACACACGAUGUUAGGCCUCGAUCAAUGCCAGACUUUCUUUAGCGGAGGUGCACCCGUAACCGAAGAACUGAAGCAUUUUUUCCUGAGCAUCGAUAUGCCUGUUUCUGAUAUUUAUGGAAUGUCCGAGAGUGGUGGCGCCAUUGCAUAUAAUGUGCAUAUAACCAAUCUUUUUAGCUCCGGACCACCGCUAAAGGGCGUGGAAGUUAAAAUACUGCAACCCGAUAGCGAAGGUCAGGGUGAGAUUGUGGCUCGCUCGCGUGGAAAUUUCAUGGGCUAUCUUAACGAGCCAGAAAAAACGGCGGACAACAUUGAUGCGGAUGGCUGGCUGCAUACAGGGGAUCUGGGUUAUUUGGAUCCUCUUGGCAACUUAGUUGUUACUGGCAGACUGAAGGAGCUCAUCAUAACAGCUGGGGGUGAAAAUAUACCACCCGUGCAUAUAGAAGAGCUUAUACGGAAGGAACUUCCCUGCGUGGCGAAUGCUUUGCUAGUGGGCGAUCGACGAAAAUAUCUCACUAUUCUGCUGACGCUGAAAACUAAAACGGACGCCGAGACUGGCCUGCCCCUGGAUGAGCUAAGUGUCGAAACUAUCGAGUGGCUACAGAACUUAGGUCUGCAGCAAACAAAUCUUUCCGAGCUGCUGGGCAUACGCGCCGAUCUGCAACUGCCCAACGAUGCGGCUGAUGUGGCUGCUGCUUUGGAAAUCAAUGCUGAGCCGAAGCUUAUCGAAGCUCUGGAGGCGGGCAUAAAGCGUGCUAAUCUUAAUGCUAUCUCUAAUGCUCAGUGUGUGCAAAAGUUUGCUUUCUUGCCACACGAAUUCUCACAGGCCACUGGGGAAUUUGGACCCACGCUGAAGGUCAAACGCUCGGUGGUGCACGCAAAGUACGCCCAAGUGAUCGAGCGGCUCUAUAAGUGAUUUUAUUAGUUGCAAGCUCAGCGUAAUUUUGUUGAUUUAGCUCUUAAUGUUUUUUUAUUAUUACAGUUUGACUUAGACUUAACUCAGAUUUUUAAUAAACCAAAGUUCUAUAA